Molecule: messenger RNA, 1476 nt
Organism: Folsomia candida
Lineage: Eukaryota; Metazoa; Arthropoda; Collembola; Entomobryomorpha; Isotomidae
Exons: 4
Coding region: 116-1225 (369 amino acids)
Molecular function (GO): protein binding
Source: RefSeq, a predicted model, not a curated record
UCCACGCGUACAACGUAUUAAUUUGUAAUAUUGUAAUUUAACAUUUUUUAAAAAUUUGACUGCUUUUCUGUAUUAAAAUUUAAAAGUUACAAAUUAUUGAAAAAAUAUAUUUGAAAUGGAGUCACAGCUUGUACCUGAAGAACAACAAACUGCUGGAAACGGUAAUUGUAAUAAGAGUAAAGGAGGAGGUGAUUCUGUGGAUCGUCACUGCGCCACUUGCGCCAUCCUCAUCCCUUCUGAUCGGGUCAAAAAGUGUGGAAAAUGUGGUCGACGGGCAUAUUGCAGUCGUGAAUGUCAAGCAAUUGAUUGGAAGACAAAGAAAGAUGAAGGAAAGGCUCACAGGAGUCAAGGUCACUCCAGAUGGUGUGGAUUGUCCUAUGGCGAGGAGGACUUGGACUGGGUCGUUCGCGAGAAGUUUGACCCCUCAUCAGGGGCCAGCCUUGGUCUGGGCGUCUUCGCAAAACGAUUCUUCCCCUCGACAACUCGCAUCAUGGUGGAUACGUAUCAUGGACACAACUUCGCUCUCUCCGGGGACAUUAUCAAGGAUACGUUCGCCAUCAUGGAGGCCGUCGGUCCUUCGAAACAUUUGGCUCACAAUUGCAAUUCGAAUGCAAGCCAGAUCCUCCUUAAAGAUUUAAACGAUGUGAUGGUUAUCUACUCAAAGCGAGAUAUUCUUCCCGAUGAAGAAAUUACAAUCAAUUUCCUAACGUAUGGGGAUUUGUUGCAGUCUAUCGUUGAUCCUGACACGAUGUAUGGGCCAUUUUUGUAUUCCGGUUGCCUCGAGACCUUUGCAGAUUGUCGUCGAAUUUUGGAAAGCAGAUUCAACAUCAUCUGUCCGUCGGAUUGUUUCUGUCGUGACGACGAAAUGGACAAGUUGAUCAAUGCAAGUAGAAAAGCUAUGGCUGCGCUAAGGGAGAAAGAAGACAGUCUGGAGCGUAAUCCACGCCGGUUGGUUGUCAACAUCAUGAUGGAAGAUUUGCAAAACUUGUUGAAAUCAAUGGACAAGAUUGGGGUGUCGGGAAUGAGGAAGGCGAUCUACUUAGGAUUGGCUUGGCGACUCUGUGUCCAACAGAGGAAAACGCUCGAACGGAGCCGUCAAUUCGUUAAGGAAGCGUACGACAUUUAUUUGGCUAUUUUGCAUCCCAAGUCUUCGGAUGUUAAGGCGGCUGAAAUGUUUCUCAAAUAUCCGGAAGGUUAUGAUAGGUAUUUGUGGUUUGAUCGUUGAAAUGAAAUGUUUGUAUUCCUAUCUAAUUAAUGAAAUCGGACCGUUUUGGAUUUUGUAUUACUUUUUUUUUGUUCUAUUGAUUUUUUUAUAUUUUCGUAAGUUUUUACGCUUUUUAUGUUCUUGUACUAAAUGAGACAAUUUAAUUUCUUUCUGUGUGAUUCCUCCAUGAUCCGUCAUUAUCACAGAGUCGGAUAUCUAUCUAAAUAAGUCUUAUUCAAAGGAAAUUUGAAAUAAAACAUUUAAAAAAAUUG